Molecule: messenger RNA, 1198 nt
Organism: Myzus persicae (green peach aphid)
Lineage: Eukaryota; Metazoa; Arthropoda; Insecta; Hemiptera; Aphididae
Exons: 5
Coding region: 166-1059 (297 amino acids)
Biological process (GO): peptidyl-glutamate ADP-deribosylation
Source: RefSeq, a predicted model, not a curated record
UUUAGAAGUUCGGUGCCACUGUAUAUAACUACUGGUAAUUUUUCAAGCAUGCUCGUCCACCACUUUUUUCCUCACUAAAAAAAAAAUAUACAUACAUAGUUAUAUUAUUAAAUUUAAGUGAUUUCAUGGUUUUGGUAAUUUAUGUGACUUUUUACAUUUUGCAGUAUGUAUGAAAUAGUAUUGUCAUCGAAAACCAUAUUUGAGGAAAUCAAUGAAGCUUGUGGUUCUUUUGCAGUAGCCCACUGCGUAUCAGAAGAUUUUCAGAUGAGUAGGGGUGUUGCGGUGCAGUUUAAGCUGAACUAUGGCCAGGUUAGUGUCCUCCUGGACCAACGGGUCAGAGUCGGUGGGGUAGCAGAAAUCAAGGUUGAAGAGGAAAAGGUUUUUUAUAUUUUUUACCUAGUAACUAAAGUAUUAUACUACCACAAACCGACUCUCCAGUCCCUAGCUACCACAUUGGUACAGUUAAAGGAUAGACUGAAAGACUUAAAAAUUAAUUCGUUAAUAAUCCCGAAACUGGGCUGUACCUUAGAUGGACUGAAUUGGUACCAGGUCCAUGGGUUAUUGAAAAAUACAUUUGACGAAAGUGAUGACCUGCAAAAAUUUAAAAUCACCGUUUGCGAUCCCGAAAACUUUCAGAUACCAUCUCACCAUCUGGCCCCAAUAGACGAGAAGUGUAUUGAUUUUUUUGAUGUUUCGACAAGUUCCACAAUAAAUAUUCUACCCGUCGAAAUUACGUGCGCGACAACCAACAUAAUGUUCCAAAAAUGUUUAACGAGUAAACUUUUAACGCCAGAUUUGUGGGCUACGGUGCGCCUAGGACAGGUCAUCCGAGUCAGAGAUAACUUCCUGAUAUGGGCAAUAGAGGGCGAUAAUGUGACAUUUUUUCAAACUUUGGAAACCCAAAUUAAUGAAACAGUAGCGAUGGGACUCGAUUCAUCAAUUUGGACAUUUCCAAAGUCUGAAAUGAUUCACUAUACCGCAUUCUCGUCGUUGCUAAGGUCACUGUUGGCCGACAAUGAACGGCGGUAUAGAAUAGUGGUGUGCGACCGAAAUAUGUAAGUUGAUCAUCGAAUAAAAUGUAUUUACCUAUAUGUAAAAAUAAUGAAAUAUAUUUUACAAAAAAAUGCUAUUGAGUAAUAAUCGUCACUUGUUUAUAAAAUAUUGAAGGACCACGCAAGUCAAGCAAUUUAGAGGGAAG